GGUUCUUAUAGUAGAAAAUGAAAUUUUGAUUUAGUUGAAUAGCAAAAAUUUUUGCUUCGAAUAUUAAAAUAUUUUUUCAACAACCCUGUUCAUCAGAAAGCGAUACAUUAAAAUCAGGAAAAUUACAUCCAACAGCUAUUGUUCGAACUGCUGUUAGUGAUUUAAAUAAUAAAUAUAAAUAUUGUUUAAUAAUGUGUAAACAAUUAAGUACACAAGAAGAACUUGUAUCACGUGAUGAAAUGAAAGGUGUUCCAUUAACUGCUGAUAAAUUACUUUAUUUACAUGCUAUCGAACUAUGUCUAAAUGCAGCCAGUUUAGAAUUUUUUGGUAAAGCUCAAGAAUGUGUUCAACCAUAUACUGAAGCUCAAGUUUUAUUCCAUUGUUUAAGUCAACAAGCAAUGACUGAUUGUGAUCGUUUAAUUUUACAACAAUAUCGUGAAGCUGUUGAGCGACGUUUACAUUGUCUUCAAAAUCAGGGACUUACGAUGACUAAUGAACCAGAGACGUCAGCAAAUGUCACUUCUUGA
Messenger RNA from Rotaria sordida, 527 nucleotides. The record is from the annotation of a GenBank genome assembly. NCBI's taxonomy places the organism in Eukaryota, Metazoa, Rotifera, Eurotatoria, Philodinida, Philodinidae.